UCGGGGUUCGCGAGGCGAACGGCUCCAGGUGGUGGGUGCUGGACAAAUGGGCCGAGGAGGAGAGCUGGAUUUGUCGAGUUGUGGGUUCGCGGCGUUCAGCCUCAACGACCCACGCCAGACGCAGUCACAUACACACCCAACACUCGUGGAGCAUCGCCACAACUAUGGCACCCAAUUCGAUCUUCUCCAUUCUCCACUUGUUGAUCAGAUUACCGUAAACAUUGCAGUUUCGAUCCCUCUCCUCGAAGGCAUCGCCGAGCAGCAACGCUCAAAACCAGAAAUCCGGUGCGAAUUUCCGUGCCCUGAGGACCACCUGCCAUGGUUCGAUGGCGUGGGGAUGCCAGGUUUUUCCUCGUGCUUGCGUCCCUCUGCUGUGUGGUCUCUUUUUCGAACGGGCGGGUCUUACCCAACCUACCCUCUUCUCCGAGCGCGAGAGUAGGAGAAUUGGAGAGGGACGGAUUCGAAUCCAGUGCCGAGUUUUAUAGAAUCGUGGCUGAGGUCCCAUCGACGACGAAGACCGAUGUUGAGGGGGGAAAAAUUCAGUCGAAAACGCAAUCUUCGGCCAGUGAAGCACAAAAUUGCUUACUCGGUCUUUGCAAGAUCUUUAGAAGAAACGGUGACACCGACGACCAAUACUGGCAGCUUUCAGAUCCUUCCAUUCCUGUUAUUCAAGGCAAGAAGUGGACGAAGACGUUCGGGAAGAUCGCUGAGUGGGUACUCCACGCAAUCGUAGUUGUGCUGGUCGUCGGUGCACUGUCUUACUUAGUAUCAUGUCUCUGCGCCUGUUGCAUAGGUUUGGAUUUACUAGCAGAGAUAUGGCGUCGCCUGGGCGGGUGGUCAGCGUUCGAUUAUUUUGUAAAUGUUGCGCCAUCUGUGGCGGAAAUUGAUCCCGAGCCAUUACCCCUUCUGCGCAGCCAAGUUGAAUAAAGCGGAUCGAGCUCUCAUAUCGUUCAUGGAGCAGUCUAGCUUGGCUCUGACCGAAUUCUUCAAAUUGA
Physcomitrium patens is the source of this 995-nucleotide messenger RNA. RefSeq lists its product as uncharacterized. The record is from RefSeq and is a predicted model, not a curated record. NCBI's taxonomy places the organism in Eukaryota, Viridiplantae, Streptophyta, Bryopsida, Funariales, Funariaceae.